AUGAAAGCUGAUAAGGGAAACUGCUUUGUCGUCAUGGACAGAUCAGACUACGACAACAAAAUGGAGACUUUGCUCAAUGACAGAUCCACCUAUGAGCUAGUUUCCACAUCACCUUUCCGCCGGAUUGAACGCGAAUUGAAUGCCAUGUUACUCUCCUUAAAGAGACAAAAAAAGAUUGAUGACCCAACCUAUCGUAAACUUCACUCAACCGACGGCACACCACCAGCGAUCCGCGGCUCAGUUAAACACCACAAAGAAGGGAACCCACUGAGACCCAUUGUCACCUGUAUUGGCUCAGCCCUCUACAACACGUCCAAGUUUCUAACGGAUAUUCUAUCUCCAAUUCAAAAUCGUAACGGAUACUCUGUUGCCAAUUCCUUGCAGUUUUCCAAAGAAAUAUCUGACAUCAAGAUCGACGAGAACGAAGUCUUGGUUUCCUUCGAUGUUGUAUCACUGUUCACUGCGAUCCCUGUUGACAAAGCAUGUGAUUACAUCAAGAUCAAACUGGAACAGGAUGCCUCUCUUCCAUCCAGAACAAAUUUGGACAUCAAUGACAUAAUAUCACUCCUCCAAUUUACCCUGUCCAACAACUAUUUUAUGUUUAAUGACAGAGUCUAUAAACAAGUACACGGAUGCGCUAUGGGCAGUCCAGUUAGCCCUGUAGUGGCCAAUCUCUGUAUGGAAGAAAUCGAGGAAAGUGCGAUUAACAGUUCAUCCGUCCCUCCUAAAAUCUGGAAACGUUAUGUCGAUGAUAGCUUCUGCAUCAUCAAAAAAGACAAUGUGCCAGCUUUCCAUGACACAUUAAAUUCAAUUGACGCCAACAUCUCUUUCACCAUCGAAAUUGAAAGUGACAAUAAGAUCUCCUUUCUCGACACUUUGGUCACCCGUAGAAAUGGCACCAUCGCUGUCGAUGUUUACAGAAAGCCUACGCACACGGACAGAUAUCUAGACUACAAUUCUCACCAUGAUAAUAAACACAAGGCCAGCACAGCAGCAACUCUUCUACACAGAGCCCUAAAGCUACCCAACCCCUCCGAAGGAAAAGAACGAGAACUUAACCGAGUUUAUUCAGCACUUGAAUCUAAUGGUUACCCAUCGAAUUUCAUUAAAAACAUCCAGGCCAAAAAAACCCGACGCUCAACAGUGUUGUCCCCGGAGGAACUUGUUGGCACAUUUUUCAAGAUGGUCGAGGCGUCCGAAUCACGCAAGUCGUUCGCCUCUCUUCCAUAA
Messenger RNA from Pocillopora verrucosa, 1230 nucleotides. RefSeq lists its product as uncharacterized. Lineage: Eukaryota; Metazoa; Cnidaria; Anthozoa; Scleractinia; Pocilloporidae. The record is from RefSeq and is a predicted model, not a curated record.